AUGUCCUCCUCCUCGACUUCGAGCUGCAGUAAGGACCAGCCAAUAAUCCACCUGGCUCUCCCCCUCCUCCCGCUGUCCGUGCGCACGAGUCUUGCGUUGGCCGGCACGGUUGUCCACGUGCGGUCCCAAGCGGGGGCCGCCGCCCCAGAAAAGAAAUCGUUGUUUUGUCCAUUCAUUGUCCUCAUACACAACACUCACCACUGUGCACUGUCCUCACGGUGCCGUGAAAGGCGCACUCUGAUUCGCCCACACACCAGCACUGCUGUGGGGCGUCUUCUGCGAGGCGUUCAGGUGCGCUCCGACUAA
This is a messenger RNA of Knipowitschia caucasica, 306 nucleotides long. NCBI's taxonomy places the organism in Eukaryota, Metazoa, Chordata, Actinopteri, Gobiiformes, Gobiidae. The record is from the annotation of a GenBank genome assembly.